Molecule: messenger RNA, 3483 nt
Organism: Cladocopium goreaui
Lineage: Eukaryota; Dinophyceae; Suessiales; Symbiodiniaceae
Source: the annotation of a GenBank genome assembly
AUGUUUGGUUUCAGACUGAUUCUGGACACUUUUCCGGAGAGAUUUGAUGGGAUCAGGCAGCUGUACCUGGCGCGCUAUUGCUCCGGGAAGUACCAAAGUGAUGUACUGCUGAAGGAGGUCCAAGCCUUGGUAAAAGGUAAAGCCUUGGUACAGCGUGUGAUGAAAGCCAUUGAAAGUCGAGAGGAGGUGCUGCUUCGCCUCAGUGUUUUGCGCAGCGCCUUUGGUGACCUGGAGUUGCGAGAGCCUGGCACCUUGGGAAGGGUCUUAGCAAUGGACCAACAACAAGCGGCACAGGUCCUCCAGUCGCUCCAGGAACUACAGACCGAGGUCAAUCGACUAAGAGGCCGAGAAGCUGAACUGACAGCACAGGUCGCUUCUUUUGGUGCCGGUUCGGCUGCUUCAGCUGGACCUGGCAGUGCACUGGCACAGUUGGUGCAGUCACAAAAGGAGCUUGUGGACGCCCUUAGAUCGAAAGAACAAGUCCGGUUGGUCGACAACAAGGGCCUUGGCAAGCCCGACAAGUUUGAUGGGACAGCCGAAAGAUUCUUGUCAUGGAAAAUCAAGACGUCCUCCUAUCUUGCAAGUGUUCGCAAAGACCUUCGUGAGAUUCUGGUUUGGGCCGAAGAUUGCGAUCAUGCAAUCACUGCAGAUGACAUCGACAAGGCUUUUGGGAGUCAAGCAGAUGCCAUUGACCAGGUGUCGAACAUCAGUGAAUUGAGACGCGAGCUUUGGGACGCGCUGCUAAUGCUGACAGAGCGUGAGCCCUUUGACAUCGUGCUGAACACCGGGGAAUGCGGCAUCGAAAGCUGGAGAAAGCUCACGCGGAGGUACGACCCAUCCACUGGUGGUCGCAAACGCGCUCUCCUCAAUGCAAUCUUGUCACCGGCUCGAUCCAAGAUGGAAGAUUUGCCGUCCAACCUGGAGAAGCUUCUUGACAGCAUCAGACUUUAUGAACGUCGCAAAGACGCAUCUGGCAACCGAACGAUGUUGGCAGAAGACAUCAAGAUCAACGUGAUUGAACGAUUGGUGCCGGCAGAGCUCGAGCGUCAUCUCGUUCUCAAUCGAGAUCGCUUCAAGACGUUCGAGUCCAUGCUGUCCGAGAUCCAGUCCUAUGUGGAACAUGCCACCGGCAACAAGAUCAAGGUGGUGAACAGCCAGCCCUACGACGCACAUGGCCGUGGGGACGAUCCUAUGGAUGUCGGAAGCUUUGGAAAAGAUGCAAAGGGAAAAGGUAAGGGCAAGAAGGGAGCUGGAGGAAAACCUGGAAAGGGAAAUGCAACAGCUGAGAAGAGAACAUGUCACAACUGCGGACGCCCAGGACAUCUGCGGGCAGAUUGCUGGGCACCUGGAGGCCCCAAACAUAAGGGGACGGGUGGCAAAGGCAACAGCAAUCAGAAUAAGGACAAGGGCAAGGGCAAAGGCAGCCCCGGAAAGCACAAGCAGAAGCCCAAAGGAGGCAAAUCUGUGAACAAUGUCGAACAAGGUGAACCAGAAGCAGAAGACUGGGACGCAGCUGAUGGCGACGAUGGUCAACAAGCAGCAAAUGGUUUAACGCUCUAUGGUGUUGAUGGGCCACCGCAUGACGAGGAUGACGACGAAAGUUUCCAGGUCGAUCCCGAGUCCGAGGAGUCGGAAGCCUCGACAAGUCGCAGAAGGUGGUUUUCUUUGCCUCACCCACGUGCGUCAUGGCCUGAAGAGUGGGACGACCCCGACUAUGAUGGACCGAGUGGAUCGAGUGGCUCAAGACCCCUUCGGUCGCUUCGACUGGAGGAGGUCACCGAGCACGAGACCACUACAUCCAAGUCCGCGUCUUCCAAGGCACCUCGAACGCCACAGGGAAGACCCAAGAGGGGCAGAAGUCCAAAGAGCUCAGCACCAAAGAGAGGCAAAGCAAGCAGAUCAGGGCCAGUCACUCCGGAGUCAGCACUCCGACGCUUUCGAAUGACUUCGAUGACACCACCACCAAGGAGAAGGUUGAGGCAUGGGCCACAGACUCCAGAAGAACUUCUUCGUAGCUCUACACCUUUGCCAAAGACACCACCGACACCUAUAGCAUGGCCUGCAUCACCUCCACAACAGCCGAUAGCCUCGCCCAAGACUCCACCAGGACCACCACCAGGAUGGCAAAGCCAAGUAGCUUCACCCAAGACUCCGCCAUGUCCACCACCGGGAUGGCAAAGCUCUCAGGUGAAGCCACCACCACCUGUCAAGGCAUCAUCGGCAGCUUCGACUUCAGGUUCUCGACUUGUCCAGAUGCUGAAGGCUGCGCUGAGUUCACAAAUCCGCAAAGUCCAAGAAGAAGAUCCUGGUUCAGGAGAUGGCCAGGCAGAUGCGAUGUUAGCGGCUUUGAGGACUAGAUCUGUCAAGGCACCGCACAUCACAAAGCAGAACAUCAGCGAUCCUUCUUUCCACGACUCGAGAUACCAUGCCGAGAUUGCCAAAGGUGUUGCACACAAUGUGGCCUGGAGAAAUGAACGUUUGAGAAGACGUGCAAUCGUCCACCGACGAGGAGGAGUCAAGGCACGUGCGGCUGAAAGGAUUCGACUUGACAAAGAAUGGCAUGAACGCUUUGACAACCCAGAAAAUCCAGAAGGCAUAGUGAGAAUCGAGGAUGAAGACAACUUGGAUGCGGGCAUCGAGACGGUGGUUGUGGGCAAAGCUGGUCAGAGCACAGUGAUAGAGUUUUCAGCGGAAGAGCGGAAAACCUUGAGGCAGUUCCCGGACGACGAGGCCAAGUUGCUGCAGAAGGACCCCAAGAAGAAACCCAUGACCAAGCGUGUUCGAAGCGUUGGGUACAGGGUGAAGAAGAAUCGCAACCGCAAUGUGGCGCGCAAGAUGGCGAGGAAGAACCGACCAGCCUUGGUUCUGAAGGAAAACACUGAAGUGAACGCAGAUGAAGAUGAUGAUGAAAUGGAAGAGGUCUACAUCGAAGAGCCUGAUGAGCCUCGAGACCGACCAGGCAGAGGAGACCCCGAUGGUGGAGCUGGAUCGGCUCCUGCUGCAGUCUACAGCUUGGGGGCCUCUGACGACUGGCGAAAAUGGGAACGAGCAGAGUUGAACAUCGACACCGGUGCUGCCAUCACUGCAGUACCACUUGACUUCGCCAAGGACUACCCGAGGAGCGAGUCCAAUGGAGCAAGCUACAAGGCAGCCAAUGCGGAACCCAUCGAAGAUCAGGGAAGUGUGAAGCUGGUGGGAUACGACGAAUCUGGCAACAAGAUCCCAAUCGAUUGCCGAGUUGCAGAUGUGCAUCGGCCACUUCUUUCAGGUUCCGAGAUCGCCAAGAACUACCACAUCGCCCUUGGACCAUCUUCGGGGAGAUUGAUCCCAAGAAACACUCCUGCGGGACGGGCCUAUUCGAAGGCCAUGAAAGAUCUGAUCCGAGAUUAUGGCGAUUCAAUGCCCAUUGUGCACAAUCGCCGAGGCAUCUAUGUGUUGGACUAUUGGGUGUCACCUUUUCAGGGGCAUCCUCAAGAGGAGUAA